UAUUUCAACAACACAAUCAUUACAAAUAAAUUAAAAUUAAAAUUCAACUUAACAACACAAUCAUUACAAACAAAUUAAAAUUAAAAUUUAACUCUACUCAUCUCUAAAAUCAAAUACAAUACGUGCUUGUGAUCUGUACUAAAGAUCAAUUGUCGUAGAUAUUAUAUAAAUUCUCCGACCGGGUCAUGGUGUUAAUUAUAUUUGGCGGUCAGACAACAAUUGACAUUUUGGUUUACCAUCAGAAAAUGUUGUAUUUUUUAUUUUUUUUAUAACAAGAGGACAAUUCUUAUGUUUAGGGACUGGAUAUUCAAUUGUAUGAAAAGUUUUCGUGCUUAGAGAAUAAUAUUUCGUACAAGUACAAGGAGAAUAAUUUUAUAUAAAAACAAUCAGUCGACUGCAUGUACGAAUCAAUUAACUGAUUAUUUUGUAUGAAAUAUUAUUCUCCUUGUAUAAAAUGUUAUCCUCCAAGUAUGAAAACUUUUUAUACGACUGAAUAUUCAGUCACUAAACCUAAGAAUUUCCCUUAAUAAGAAAAUGUUGUACGGUGAUUAUGUGGAUGUAUAAUCAAUGAUUAAAUUGGUGGCAAUGUUAUAUUCAAAUGUCGGGUCAAUUACGGGGGAGACCAUUUGUUAGUCUUCAUUCAAUGGGCAACCCUUGAAAAGGCAACGUUAUUUUUCCAAGUAGAUAUGAGAUGAAAAAAACCAAUUCGAUUACAAAAAAUAAAGAACAUUUCAAGAUCACGGCCAUGAGAUAACUAUAAAAAUUUCCGACUUCUUAUCCUUAUUUUUCUUCUCAAGUCAGGAUGACUAGUAUAUAUUAUUUAUAGAUGAAUAAUAUAAAAAAAUAAUACAAAACGAAAAAAUAAUUUUUUUUUUUUGGAUUAGUUCGACGAAGCCCGAUCACCAUUUGUCAUUUAUUCUCAUUUUCUUGCAAAAAUGGCUAUGGCGUUAAUUAUUCACAAGUUUUAUGCUGCAAUUUCACAGGUUUCUCCUUUUUUAUACGCAUGUGUAACUUUGCUCAUACUACUCUUUUUAAUCUCGAGGCGCUAUCAUCUUUUUUCCCUUUUCCUUAGCAUCAAUGCGUUCCUGGUUCAUACAGCGGUGUCUGGUUACCAUAUGUUCCGAAAAAGAGUACGUUUAUUGGACUUUGACAAAUGAAUGGCAUUGAUAAAAUAGUGACAUUGAUUCGGAAACAAUGUUCCCUGCAUCCAGUUUCUUUAUUUGAUAAUGGCCCACAAAAAUGCUUCGACGUUUUUAUAAUGAAACGAGCAGAUGUCUCGGAAGUGUAGUAGAUUAUGUUCAAGUGGACCAGUUUCGCUCCGGAACCGGAUAAAAAAAAUACCGACACAUCGAAGACUUCGCAUUGAAUUCAUGAUCGAUCGGGAAUAAAAGAACUCGAAUAUAAAGAGUUAUCAUGGAGAUGGCGGUGGUUUAGUCGAACGGGCCGAGCUCCGGUGAUCGCAGAUGUGGAUCAAAUGGAGAGCGAUGAAGCAUCUGGAGAAGCUCAGCAGGGGAAGAGGAAAUAUCUUGAGAGAAUCAUUAGCAAUGAUUUGUUAGGAAAAUUGUUGAGUAAUCUUGCUCGAAUUAGUUGGGUCAGCCUUUCACCUCGAACUUGUUCCCCGAUUUCGCAUCUUCUACUUCCACGGUUUCAUGGGGGAGUACCUCUGAAAUUCCCCAUGAACGAUCAUAGGGAAAGUCGAGUCGACCACUUUAACUCAGGCGCUUCUUAGGGGACCACCCAAGUUCUCUUACUUAGUUUUGUUUUUAUUUAAUUAUCGUGCAUUUCAACUAUAAUUUAGGAAUUUUGGGAGAAAAUUUUUGGAAAGGACAGUGAACUUUUGAAUAGAUGUUCAUUUCUAGAUCGGUAUGGUUAGAGUUGCAACUGCUAAUUCAAAUAGUGACAACUCCGACCCUACUGACCUUUGGACUGGAUUAGAGUCGCAACUGCGAUUUCAAAUAGUCAUAAUCCGAAACCUAUUGACUUGGGGGCCAGUCCGGAGUUGCGACUGCAACUUCAAAUAGUCGCAACUCCGACCCUACUGUGGAAGAGGCCAUUUUGGGGCCAAUUUGCGAAAAACAAAUUUUUGAGGUCAAAUUUGUGAAAAAUAACAGUUCGGGGUUAUUAAAAAAAAUCAGAUUCAAAAUCUGGGUGCGACAGCCUAUCAGCUCUGUUCUUUCUUCCUCACCGUCGCUCCUCAGCUCUGUUCCUCGCAUGCUCUUCGACUCUCAUGCUACAGGUUCUACCAACCCGCGACUCCAACCGCGAGCUCGAGUAGCAGCAGAACUCUCGACCCUGAGCUCGAGCAGCACGAGCAUUGUCGUCUCUAACUCCUCGAUUCGUACGGGCCGCAACUCCACCGCCACCACUCAGCUCUGACAGCCAACUCUCGAGCCAGACACACUUCGGGCCUCCUCUGCUCAAGCUUCAAUUCAACCAGACUCCGAGCUUCUGUGUCUGACCACCGUUCCCAUCAGUGGCUCAAGCUCCAGCAGCUUCCCACUCGCGACCACCCGAGCACCAGCCGAAGACAGCAGCUGAACCCGCCACCUCUGAAACUUUCGAGCACCAGCAGUGCCGUCUCUAGCUCCUCGACUCCGAUAGUUGCUUCCCACCCAUGACGCCGAGCUCAUCAGCCCGCUGUUCCAAGAAGCUGCAUUAGCUGUUCUUCCCCGCAAAGCAGAAGGCACCAGCAGCGGCAUUCUCACUCGAGCACCACCUGCAGGAGUCAAAUCACGAGCAGCAGCAGCAGAGCUCGUCCGGGACAGCAGCACCUCCUCCGCGACAAUUUCAAAGCCAAUUUAAGCAAGGGAGUGCUCCAAACCUUUAAAUUUUUCUUGCAAAAAUUAUAUUAAUUUAUGUUAUGGUAAUUUAUGCCCCUUCGUUUGUUAUGUUGUGUGCUGAUCUGAUUUGGAUGACGUUUGGUGGUUCUUGUAGCAGAAAAUUGGUAGUCUCUUUUUGUCGGUAUGAGUACUUGUUGCCCAAAAAAAAAAAAAAGAAAAACUAGAAAGACAACCCAAGCAAGUUCGAGUAGGAAUGGUAAUCGAAUCUUGGGGUAGUACUUGUGAUCAUUUGAAAACAACAAGGGAGAGUGAGUGUAGUUAUGAAAGCAUCGAAGGAAAUCGAGACUCUAGGCUUCGUUAUCCUUGAUUUACGAUAUUUGAACUAGAUAGUGUCUUGUUAGUUAUUAUUUUGUCUUUAAGUUUACAUAUCAUAUAAUCAAAUGGCUUGAUUAUUAUUAAGAUGUGAUGAUUUUAGUGAUUAGCAAAAAUUUUUAUAUCAAUUUCUCGCGGGAAUGAUACUUGACUCAUCCAUUUAUUACUUGCACGAACUGUAUACUUGCGGGAAGACAACACUCACCACUCUGGGGCUCCCUUUCCAUCAAGGACCAACAAAAAGAAAAAAAAAAAUUUUACUUCAGUGUUACUUCGUCGAUAAUGAAUCGCACCCGAAAGUAAAACUCAAUGUUUCCAAUUGAUUUUAAUUGUUCUUCCAUCGCGCGACAACAUAGCAGUGAUGGCCAAGAAAUUUCAGGAAUUCCUUGACAAAAAAAUUGGGUGAUUAUUUGUGAUUAUGAGAUGGGUUUUAUACGGUGGGAGAUGUUAUUUUAGCAAAUACAAUUAUUAUAUUUAAUAGAUUAUAUUUGAGCGUCUCUUUAAAUUUUGUCAUGUCACCAACUUUAGCUCAAUCAGCUGAUACGAUUUCAGGAAUUCCUUGACUAGAAAAUUGGGUGAUAUAGCAAAUUGAAUUAUUAUAUUUAACAGAUUAUAUUUAAGUGUCUCUUAAAUAUUUUCAUAUUACCAAGUGUAGCUCAAUCAGCUGAUACGAUUAGGACAUACGAUCUAGAAAACACUGGGUAGCUUCAAGACCAGGGCCUUUCUACAUAUUAUGUGUAAAGAGAAAAAAAAAAUCAAAGGUAGGAUUUUAGCUAUUAAAAUGUGACUCCAACAUUGGCAAAAUUAAUUUAAUUAAGCAAAAGAGGCUCUAUCUUACAGAUCAGAGAAAUGGGUGCGAUAUGUCUUCCAGAAAGGGGAGGCAAUGGAGGAUUCUCGGUUCAAGUCGCACGCUUCCCUAUCAUCGAUCGAUUCUAUUCGAGCUUGAAGCUAUCCUUUUUAAUGUUAGAAACCGAUUCGAUAUAUGCACUAUACACAUUAUACAUAAACUAUACAUCGACAACGUCUCGGUGCCGACAUCAACAUGAAAAUUCUUCAUUUUGUCUGUCUACUAGUGAUCUUUUCACUGUAGAACAAAUGUCAUCAUUCGCUAGCAAGCUGAUUAAAGCAAAAGGAAAGAACCAUCAGAUUCUUGACUAAGAAGCAAAGUAAUAAAGCAUAAAGAGAAAUGCCUUAUUUCGGAAGAAGAGCUAGUGUUAUUAGAUAUGCUAAUACGUAAUGCCUUCAAUGCCAGAACUGAAAAACCUUACGCAGACUGCUUCUUUUUCGGUCUGAUUGACGCAGUCGCUGAAAGUUGAAAUGCAGAUUAAUAUCUACUCCUUUGAUCAGUCUAUGUUCGGUUAGAUUCAUAUUGACGUUUUACCUUCUAUAACAUUCUCAUCUCGAACGAAAUUGAGGAGGAGAUUGUCUCCACAAUGAGCCAGACAAUCAAGGAAAUCUCGAUCACAAUUACGUCCAAGAUGGAUAACUUGCCGACCGUCUCAUUAGAGAGCUGCAUCUACAGGGUCCCUGAGAAAUAUCUCCGAGCAAAAGAAGAAGCCUACACCCCUCAGAUCAUCUCGAUUGGCCCUUUCCACAGGGACAACAAGCAACUCCAUUUGGCGGAAGAGAUCAAGUUGAGAUAUCUCAAGAGUUUUCUCGCUCGAAUCAAGGAGUUCGAAGAACGAAUCCGUGAAUGCUACCAAGAGAUUAUCCCCCUUAGCUCCAAUGAAUUCGUGGAGAUGAUAUUGGUCGAUGCUGCCUUCAUAGUCGAGCUUUUCAUACGGAACCACUUCGAAGAGUUGAGAGAUGAGCACGAUGCAAUCUUCCAUAAGCAGUGGAUGAGCGACGGAGUGUUCCAUGACAUGCUUCUGCUCGAGAACCAACUUCCCUUCUUCAUCCUGGAGAAAUUGUACGACAACGCCCCAAUGAAAUCUUCGGUCACCUUCUUCAAGCUCACAUUUGAGUAUUUCAAGGACAUCCUCCGUGCGCAUGAGUUGGUCAAUACAAGGAUCCAAGUUAGGCACCUGGUGGACUAUGUGCGGGCCUUGCAGCUCCCGUCCUUUGCACGUGGUGUGACAAACUCCCCCGGCAUUGGGAAGUUCAAGACGACCCGAAGUGCCACAGAGUUAAUGGAAGCAGGAGUAAGAUUUAAGCGUGGAGAAGGCAUUUGCUCCGUCCUCGACAUAAUUUUCCGAGACGGGGUCUUGCAGAUGCCGUACUUGGUCGUACACGAGUGGAGCGAGCCGUACUUCAGGAACAUGAUUGCGUAUGAACAGUGCCACCACGACUACAAGUACAUAAGCAGCUACAUCGUUCUCAUGGACAGCCUCAUUAACACCCAACACGACGUACAAAUCCUCAUUCAAUCAGGGAUUCUCGAAAACCAACUCGGUGCAGCUGAUGAUGUAGCUACGCUCUUCAAUACUCUUUUCAAGGAGACAAUGAGAGAAUCGAGCCAGUUCUAUUAUUCAAACCUCUGUGAGAACUUGAACGCGUACAGCAAAACCCGGUGGCACCAGUGGAAGGCGGCCUGGUACCGACACAAAAAGAUUUUGGGGCAGGAAUACUUUAGCAACCCCUGGUCGGGGAUCUCUGUGGUGGCAGCAGUAAUAUUAUUGAUCCUGACUAUUGUUCAAACAGCUUGCUCUAUGGUCGAUACAUACGCAGGUGAUGCUCGGCAUUUGUUUCGGCGUAGACAUAAUUCGUGAGUUUCUUGAACAUGUACUGAGUCUGACCCAGAUCAUGACAAUUCCUUUCAAUAUAUCCCAUAUUUUUCAUUGUUCA
Molecule: messenger RNA, 5936 nt
Organism: Punica granatum (pomegranate)
Lineage: Eukaryota; Viridiplantae; Streptophyta; Magnoliopsida; Myrtales; Lythraceae
Source: RefSeq, a predicted model, not a curated record